AUGACCUUCAUGCUCAAUUACACAAAUCCAGUACUCGAGUCGGUGUCAGACGCAUUUGCGAUCUCAGAAGCACAUGCUGAACCAUCGGUGAAGUAUUCCGCGAGCAUUGAUCAGCGUGCUGGCUUUCUACAGGAUGAGUUCAUGGCAGAUCUAUUCUCGGGGAUAUUCUCAGAUGUUGAUGAGGACCGGCAAAUGGAGUGUAUUGGCCGGACACAAUCAGUGAUCAUGAUGCCUUCGGCUCCGGUAGUCGAACAACGCGCAGCAGCACUUGUCGCGCUACUCAGAGCUCAACACAACUCAACGCCCGUCGCAUCUUCGUUCCCUGCGGACAAUUUCCCCAUGGAUCUAGCCAAAGCGGUCUUCCUUGGUAACAAUCUGGUGGAGUAUGUUUCGGCUUUCUUCCAUUUCUUCCAUCCUCAUACACCGUUCAUCCAUCAGCCAUCAUUUGACGUGAGCAAAGUGUCUCUGCACUUGUUGCUUGCAGUUGUUCUCGUUGGCUCCAUCUUCUGCACGCCUCAAGAUGACGCCUUGUCUGCUCGGUACUUCUUUGGUCUCGCGGAGGAGUACGUUUUUGAACGCCUGCGUGAAGUUAUCGUCCACGGCAAGAGUUCGAUCGAAGGAGAUACUAUCGACAUCGUACAAGCUGCCGUGCUCGUCCAUGCACUGCAGGUCAACUCCAAUCACGGAGGCGUUCGGUUACGAGUUCGCGUGAACCGGUUUCCUGAGAUUGUUGCUGCAAUGAGACGGCUUAGCUUGUUCAGUGCUGUUCGUACGAAGAGCUCAGAUGGUCGGACUUGGGAGCAACUCAUUUUCGAUGAAGUGAGGAUCAGCAGACUGGCUCAUAGGGUCUUCACCACUGACUGCAUGAAUACGUUGUUCUUCAAAAGCUCACCCCAAAUUACUGUUGCAGAAAUGUGCGGAGAUCUCCCUAGUACUGAUGCGAUGUUCGAAGCUGCAAACUCGACCGAGUACGAGCGAUUGGUAGCUACACCAGCUGACCUUGAAACACAAAGUGGGAGUCUGAAGGACUUGGUGUCAUUAUUUCUCGGCGAAAAUUGGCCCAGGCCUGAUUCUCUGGAUCUGAUUGUCGUCGAAACGGAGCAUCUGAUGAGUCUCAUAUUCGUCCUUCAUUCCAUCAUCUUCGUGUCGCGCACCGGACUCCUCCUGCCAUCGACGCGGCAAGUCCUGGAGCGCGCCACAAGUCGUUGGAAAGAGCUUUGGCAAGUCAUAGAUUCCAGAAACGAUAGUGAAUGGCCACUUGUCGGUUUCGCAAAGUACGCGCUUGAGCUAUGGUGGCUCGCGCAGAAGAUUCUCGAAGUUGCGCAAAGCGGCUGUGUGCGAAGUCUGUAUAUGACCAGCACUCCGACGGACUCGCUAAAGGAGCUUCACGAAUUCAUUCGAGAACACCAGACGCCGUCGUGA
Dothidotthia symphoricarpi CBS 119687 is the source of this 1422-nucleotide messenger RNA. RefSeq lists its product as uncharacterized. Gene Ontology annotation, biological process: regulation of transcription by RNA polymerase II; DNA-templated transcription. Gene Ontology annotation, cellular component: chromatin. The record is from RefSeq and is a predicted model, not a curated record. The coding region runs from base 1 to 1422 and encodes 473 amino acids. The transcript is spliced from 3 exons. Gene Ontology annotation, molecular function: RNA polymerase II cis-regulatory region sequence-specific DNA binding; DNA-binding transcription factor activity, RNA polymerase II-specific; zinc ion binding. Lineage: Eukaryota; Fungi; Ascomycota; Dothideomycetes; Pleosporales; Dothidotthiaceae.